UGUUCAGAAGGGCUACAGGCUGAUUUGUGCAAGAGCUUCCUAAUGAUGAGCCCAACUCCCAACAGUAUUGUAUCUUCUCUGCAGAGGAGUGGAACGUUUAUCAAUUCUUUAAUCGCUGCUCUGACUAUUGUUGGGCAACAACUGUUCUCCUCUUUCACGUUCAGAUGUCCCUGUCAGGUUGGGAAAAAUUUCUAUUAUGGUUCUGCAUUUCUGGUCAUUCCUGCCUUGAUCCUUCUGGUUGCUGGCUAUGCUCUGAGAAGCCAGAUGUGGACAAUUUCCAGUGAAUACUGCUGCAGCUGUGCCCCUCCACACCGGCGAAUCAGUCCCCUGGAGCGCAAGCUGGCUUGCCUUAGGUUCUUCAGCAUCACUGGGAGAGCGCUCGUUGCUCCAUUAACAUGGCUGGCGGUGACCCUGCUGACAGGCACCUACUACGAAUGUGCAGCAAGUGAAUUCGCAUCUGUGGACCAUUACCCAGUGUUUGACAAUGUCAGUGCCAGCAAACAGAAAGAGAUCCUCGCUGGGUUUCCGUGUUGCAAAUCAGCUCCACCUGACAUGAUCUUGGUAAGAGAUGAGGUAGCUCUUCUGCACAGAUACCACUCACAAAUGCUGGGCUGGAUUUUGAUCACCUUGGCAACCAUCGCUGUUCUGAUCUCCUGCUGUUUGGCGAGGUGCUGCUCUCCCCUCACCUCUCUGCAGCAUUACUACUGGACCAACCACCUCCAUAAUGAGAGGGAGCUCUUUGAACACGCUGCAGAGCAGCACUCCCGCUUCCUCACCGUGCAGCGUCUAAAGAAACUAUUUGGCCUCGUUCCUGGAAAUGAAGAUAUCAAACACAUCCGUAUUCCUUCGUGUCAGGACUGGAGAGAGAUUUCAGCACCCAGUCUUCUCUGCAUGGGUGAUGACUUGCAAGGUCACUAUAGCUUCCUUGGAGACAGGGUGGAUGAAGAUAAUGAGGAAAGCAGAUCAAGAGGUAUUGAAUUAAAACCUUGAUUAUAGCGCCUUUCACAAUUCAGGUUGCUUAACAGGUGCUUUAUUUUUGUGAUGAUGAAGUUUCAGCGCAAUCUCUUCAUCUUUCUCUCUCUCUUCUGUUACUUGUUUACAUAAGUCCAUCCAAAAUGCUAUUUCUAAAAUCAAUUUAUCUGAUAAUUGUGCCAAUCUCUUUUUGAAAUUUCACUGAUGGUCUGGUGAUGCCUAUUUUGGUCUAAUUAAAACAA
Messenger RNA from Ceratotherium simum simum (southern white rhinoceros), 1214 nucleotides. It is a transcript of the gene CALHM4, whose product is annotated as calcium homeostasis modulator family member 4. The record is from RefSeq and is a predicted model, not a curated record. Lineage: Eukaryota; Metazoa; Chordata; Mammalia; Perissodactyla; Rhinocerotidae. Gene Ontology annotation, molecular function: monoatomic cation channel activity. Gene Ontology annotation, cellular component: plasma membrane.